AGCACCCCCCGCGGCGCAGGCGCAAAGCCGGGCGGGCAAGAUGGCGCUGCUGCGGCAGGCGUACAGCGCGCUCUUCCGCCGCACCUCCACCUUCGCCCUCACCAUCGUCCUGGGCGCCGUCCUCUUCGAGCGCGCCUUCGACCAGGGCGCCGACGCCAUCUUCGAGCAUCUCAACGAGGGGAAACUGUGGAAACACAUCAAGCACAAGUAUGAGAGAAGUGAUGAUUGAAAUGCUCAGCAGCAGGAUCCAGCCUGGGGUGGCAAAAGGCACUGCAGAGGAUUUGGCCUCCUGAAAAUGGUUGUAUCGAAAUGGAAAUGGAUUCCUGAUUGAACAACUCCGAGCCAGAUUAUAUCAGCCACCUACUGAUAUGAUGUAAACCAAGAUGGACUCAACGAGUUCUGCUGCUGUACUCAAACUUACUGUGUUAAAAUAAAAAAAAUAGCUUGGUCCGUGUCUCA
Molecule: messenger RNA, 459 nt
Organism: Chroicocephalus ridibundus (black-headed gull)
Lineage: Eukaryota; Metazoa; Chordata; Aves; Charadriiformes; Laridae
Product: cytochrome b-c1 complex subunit 9
Exons: 2
Coding region: 41-229 (62 amino acids)
Biological process (GO): mitochondrial electron transport, ubiquinol to cytochrome c
Source: RefSeq, a predicted model, not a curated record